CCCUAAAUCAUCGCGGGUUGUUUUGUUUCACCGAACUGAAUUUUGUCCGGUCGAAACUCAAAAUCGGAACCACCCACGGCGGCGGACCAGAUCUGCUUUCAACGGAGGUGGGUUUGCUCUCUUAUCUGUUAUUACCUUGAUUUCGAUUCCCAUGAUUUAUCCUCUCUGCAAGACUGUUCUCCAUGGGAGGCAGGGUAUCGUAGACUCUCCAAUUCUCAGGCGUUUCUGCAUUCUUCGAAGCGACCCAUUCAUGUUAUCUCUCAGAUUCGUCUCGACCUCUUCGAAACAGAAUCCCUUUGUGGUCUCAUAUCUCAUCAACACUUGUGGGUUCUCUCCGGAAUAUGCCUCACUGGCAUCUGCUUCAUUGGCUUCCAGGCGUAUCCGCUUUAAGACCCCCGAUAGACCGGACUCCGUCAUUGCUUUCUUCAAGAACCUUGGGAUCUCAAAAACCCAAAUCUUAAGCAUCAUCAAGAAGAAACCUGACCUGCUGGUUUACGAUAUUGAGAAAACCCUUUUGCCCAAAAUCGAGUUUCUUUACUCUAGAGAUGUUUCAAGCUCUGACCUUGCCAGAAUCUUAUGUGCAAACCCACAUCUUUUGGGGAGAAGCUUGGAGAAUUGUCUAAUCCCUUCUUUUAAUUUUUUUAGUAAUCUUUUCUUGUCUGAUAAGAUGGCUGUUGAAGCUAUUAAACGCUUUCCGCGCAUGCUCACAAUGCAUCUUGAAGAUGCACUGUUACCUAAUAUCGACAUUCUGAGGGGGAUUGGAGUGAGGGAAUCGAAUUUCGUGAAUGUUUUUAGGCUGCGUCCAAGGACAUUCUACGUAGCUCCAGAUGCGUUUAAGCAGAUUGUAGAGCAAGUACAGAAAAUGGGGCUUCAUCCUUCAACAAUGAAUUUUGUUUUGGCAAUCUGUGUGCUUAGGUCUAUUUCUAAAUCACACUGGGAGAAGAAGGUUGAUAUUUAUAAGAAGUUGGGUUGGUCCAAGGAAGAUGUUUUCAGAGCCUUUAGAUUGCAUCCAUUUUGCAUGUUAUCCUCUAGGGACAAGAUUAUGUGUGUGAUGGAUUUUCUUGUGAACAAAAUGGGUUUCCAGCCUUCAGAUGUUGCCAAAAACCCUUCUGUUAUCAAAAUGAGCUUGGAGAAGAGAAUUAUUCCGAGGGGUUUGUUUGCUCAAGAUCUGUUGUCUAAAGGUUUGAUCCAGAACUUUAAUUUGCAAGCAUUGUUUUAUACUUCAGAGAAAGCAUUCCUUCAGAAGUUUGUGAACUGCCAUCAAGAGAAAGCUUCCGAGCUGUUGAAGCUGUAUGAACAAAAACUGGGUCUUCCUAAGUGAGUGCUGACAGUGGCAGGGUUUCGAUAUUUCCUACAUUAUAUGGUUAUCAGAUAUUUAAUUUGUUCCUAGGCAGGUUACGGGUGGGAGAGCAUUUCGUAGGAUGUGUAUGAUUCAGAUUCUGUGAUCUCUUACAUUGGAUCAAAAUCUACACUCUCAAAACUUUGCCCAAACCUGGCACUGCUAUUUGGUUAUGUUGUUCCAUAUUAUACAUUUUCUUUUCGUCGCGCACGUUUGGCAGGGGUCAUUUCUUUUCCAAUGGCGGCUCUUUUCCCUGUCUUUGUUUCAACUCUUACCCAUUUAUCUAAGUGAUGAGUUCACUGCUGCCAGUGGUAUUAUGAUGCUCUCAUGCUGGUUGUACAUUUGCUGAAAGGUUUGAUUUUAUGAUGUGCAGGCAAUUUUUUGUGCCCAAGAUCAUGUUUUGUAAUUGAUCAGGAAAUUUUCACAUGAUUCUUCAUCUCAGGAAAUCCCUUGAUCCAUCAUGUUGUGUAUGAAGAAUGAUAGUGUACCUAGUUGCUUCACAAGUUUGUUCAAGUUUUCGUGGCCCUUCAUAUUAAGUUUCACAAUUCAAUAACAAUUUUGUUUGGUAUUUGACAAGGAAAAAUAACUACCAUCAAAAGAACUUGCAAUGAGCAAUUCUUAUUUGAACAAGUUUAAUGUGUUAAAUUAGUCAAAAGGGAACUCUAAUUUCAGGGUUAAUCACUGACACAUCCUUUCAAAAUCAAUG
This is a messenger RNA of Rubroshorea leprosula, 2045 nucleotides long. The record is from the annotation of a GenBank genome assembly. NCBI's taxonomy places the organism in Eukaryota, Viridiplantae, Streptophyta, Magnoliopsida, Malvales, Dipterocarpaceae.